Molecule: messenger RNA, 1187 nt
Organism: Musa acuminata AAA Group (dessert banana)
Lineage: Eukaryota; Viridiplantae; Streptophyta; Magnoliopsida; Zingiberales; Musaceae
Product: ethylene-responsive transcription factor ERF038-like
Exons: 1
Coding region: 47-544 (165 amino acids)
Biological process (GO): regulation of DNA-templated transcription
Molecular function (GO): DNA-binding transcription factor activity; DNA binding
Source: RefSeq, a predicted model, not a curated record
GUCAUCUCGACUCUGACGAGCUGAAGAUUGUGGUGCGGAGACAGCCAUGGAGCAUGCGGAGGAGAUGAGAGCAGAUGCGGCGGUGCAUUAUCGAGGGGUGAGGAAGAGGAAAUGGGGCAAAUGGGUGUCGGAGAUCCGGGAGCCGGGGAAGAAGAGCAGGAUAUGGCUGGGGAGCUUCGAGUCGGCGGAGAUGGCGGCGGUGGCGCACGACGUGGCGGCGCUGCGGCUCAAGGGCCACGACGCGCAGCUCAACUUCCCGGAGUCGGCGGAGCAGCUGCCGCGGCCCAGGAGCUCGGACCCCAAGGACAUCCGCUCCGCGGCGCUGGAGGCGGCCGCGAGGCUCCGGUGCAAGACCACCACCGCUCGGGCCGGGAUGUCGUCGGCGCUGGAGCGGCUCGGGAACGACGAGCUCGGCCUCGACUCCCCCAAGAUGUGGCUGGACCUGGCCGAAGCGCUGCUGCUAACCCCACCGGCUUGGAACAGCGAGGUGAGCGAGCUCGAGGACUGGGAACACCAUGGAUCCUUAUGGGAUCCCUUCCCGUAACCUAUAUAUAUCGCAUUAACUCACAUCCUUGUAUUUAAUGAGGAUGAUUGGGUGCUUUAACUCCAUAAAUAUUGACUCGAAAUGUACUCUAUCUAUUCUUGAUGCAUAAAAGCCAAAAGAAAUGCAUGUAAGUGCAGUUCUUGGUUGCAGAAAGAUGACAGCCAAGACUGCAGAGCAUAAGAGAGCAUUUACUGUCUGUUAAGCCUCUCAGUUUGAUCUAAUCGAAUGAUGUUUGCUUGGGAGAGAACAUAAUAGAUUGGGACAAUGGAAGCAUCACCACGCACACUAUGUGGAAAUCAAGGUUCAUGAACCUUCAUUCUUAUGCCGUUGGCUGUCACCGAUGCAGCUCAAUAGAUAGACAUACUGCACGAACAACACAUAGACAUUCACUAAUCCAUGCAAAAAGGGUCUCCUAAACCUGGUUUAAGUUUCUUUCUCUGUUGUAUAAAGAGCAUUUUAAUUGCAGAAUUGAAAUCUGAAGUCUUCAGACAAAGAGAGAUGAACAGUGGAAGGGUUAUCCGAUAAGAGUACAGCAGACAAUAGUUCCUAAGACUCGUCAGUGUACUUUCUGUGAAUAGUCUAAGGUAUUGAGUGCAGCUGGGAACCUUCCUAACCAAAGUCCAAAAACAAAGAGAUACUUGAA